AUGUCGAAUAAGGAAGAUAACGAAGAGGCUGAGCUCCAGCAGAUCUGGAAGCUUUUCCAGGACUCUCCCGAGGAAGUCCAACAACGGCGACAAAAGAUCACCCAGGCGAUCCUGGACCUGACGUCGAUCAACGACUACCCGGGCUCGUUACUGGUGGUCACCGCCUUGGACGAGCUCUUGGGGUGCUUUGCCCUUGGUGGCCAGAUUAAACUGUACUACCGCUAUGGUACUUACGAUGCCUGUAUUCGCCAGCGGGAAAAGUUCUGGUUUGCCAUCACUAACGGCACCAUGACCGAGCAAAACAAACCGGUGUGGGAGAUGCUGGAAAAGGAGCUUGACCAGCGGGCCAAGAUCCAAAACUUCUAUAAGAAGCGGUUGAUGGAGGAUAAAGCUCGCGGGCUGAGCGAGGACGUGUGGGACAUGCGGACGGAGAAGAUCGACCCCUUCAAGUGA
Messenger RNA from Diutina rugosa, 453 nucleotides. RefSeq lists its product as uncharacterized. The coding region runs from base 1 to 453 and encodes 150 amino acids. The transcript has a single exon. The record is from RefSeq and is a predicted model, not a curated record. NCBI's taxonomy places the organism in Eukaryota, Fungi, Ascomycota, Pichiomycetes, Serinales, Debaryomycetaceae.